GCUGGGGGAGAGAAGUUACAGCUCACAGUCCCACACAUCCCAGCAAAGUGAAGAAGGGGAGGAAGGCACCACUUGGCCAUGGGCUAAGGGAGUGCUUCUCCAGCUCAGAAUAGAACAGAUGCUGACGAAAACCCAAACAGUGCCCCAGACAUCAUGAGAUGGACUCUCCUGUGCCCUUCAUGCCCCAUCUUUCUCCUCGCUGCUGCAGCCUGAAUUUGACCCAAAGGACGCUUCCUUCCCAGAGAAGCUCUGCUCCGCUUUCCCUCUUUGCAAAGCAGCCACGGAUGUCCGGGGCUCUGGCAGAGGCAAGAUAAAAAGGCCCUGAAGCAAAUACGAGCCAGCAGUCAGCAGUGCCUGGUGUGCACCACUUCCUCCAUCUGCAUGUUUGGGACAACAUCGGACACAGCAGCAGCCCAAAAGCAGUGCGUGUCUGGCCACCACAGCCCCAGCGAGCAGGGAAAGAAAAGCACUGUCCCUGGGAGUGGAGAGGAGAAACUCAGGCAUCUCCAAGGAUAUUGCAGUCAGAAGCUGCCCCAUGCAUAACUGCCAUGCAUAGCUGCCAAUAACUGCCAUCAAGUGGUGCUGAACGCAGAGGACGCUGUACCAAAGGGCAGAAAUUCUCCCUGCUGUGGGUGUUACUUCACUCGGGUCAUUAAGAAGGAGUUGUGAGAAAAUAUGAGUCCUGGCUGCAGCACCAUCGCGCUCAGCCCCACGGAUUGGAGGUCUGCAGGAAGGGACCCCCAGGCAUGGCCAGAGCUGGGGCUGUGCUGUUCAGCUGCGUGCUGCUGGUGAUGGCUGGGGGUCUGCAGUGCUGCCAUGCCAUCAAGAUACUGAGAGGGAAGCGGGGAAAGCCGCUGUCCUUCCCGGCGUUGCGCCCCGUGGCUAAGGACAUCGUGAGGAUCACCUGGACUUCCGAAACCCACAGCACGCACAUCGCCGAGGCCAAGCCUGAGGUGAAGGAGUUUGCAGUGGAUUUCCUGCCUGACUUCCAAGGCCGGCUGCGAAUCCAUCCCCAGUUGCUGUCGCUGGAGAUCACGGAGCUGCGCAGCACAGAUGCAGGCCAGUACUCUGCAGGGGUGGACAUCGCCUCCAAACCCACCAGCCCCAGGAAGUUUACCUACCUUGUGCUGGUUCUCGAUGACUCCCCUGGAUCAGCUGACAGUGACACAGGAGGACCCAGCAGGAGCACAGCUGGACCAGGAAUGAGCUCUGAGCCAUAUGCUGGAGGGGGGACCACACCAGGCCCGGGCAAUGGGCAGCUCCCAGAUGCUGGGGGGUCUCCGGGGCCAUGUGGGGCACAGGGUGGGUACUGCAUACUCAGGGGGUAUCUGGUAGCUGCUGUGUUUGGCCCACUGGUGAUAUUGCUGGUGGUUGUGCACGUGGUGACCAGGCAUUGAGACUGGGGGAUGAGUAGGACCCACACAGGGCUCCAGAGGGACAAGAGUGAGAUCUGAACCCACCCAGCACAGCUCCACUGUUCUCCCAGGAUCACUCGAUUUACCCAGACAGGAAAAGCCACAUUCACCCCAGUGAAGCCCUAUAAGGGCAUAAGAUGCAUUUCAUCAUCUCUUGCACAAGCCCCAAACCCAGUGACACUGCUUCCUACCAGCAGCCACACAAACCCCACUGCAUCCCAGUCUGGGAUUUCCUCCUUUAUGGGGUCAGCACUGGAUUCGUACCCACAGCCCUGAAUUCAGUGCGAGGUAACAAUUCAGCAUCUCAUCCACCCUUCCACAGUUUAUAAGAAGUGAAUUAUUUACUGGUGACCCCAACUAAACGCCACGCGGCAUGAAUUAUGGACGGGCAGAUCUGUCAAAAAGUUCUCAUAAAUAAGUGAUCCGGUGCCA
Messenger RNA from Meleagris gallopavo (turkey), 1847 nucleotides. RefSeq lists its product as uncharacterized. The record is from RefSeq and is a predicted model, not a curated record. NCBI's taxonomy places the organism in Eukaryota, Metazoa, Chordata, Aves, Galliformes, Phasianidae.